CGCCGAAACGGACCGCUCGGUCUUAGCUUCAAAUGUCGACGUACAAACAAAACGAUGCGACCCUAACCUGCUUCUAAGAGCUACAUAUCGCGGCCAGAACAUCCACUCGAUAUCUCGUGAGGAAGUGCAAGAAAGUGUAUAUGUCCACGAUGGACGAGGUGGUGGAGUUGCAAGAUAUGGAAAACGUGUGCAGGCUCUGUUUAUCCACCGACGAGCCAAAAUUGUCGGUGUUCGAAACGGAAGACUCUCUGUUGUCGAUGGCUAGCAAGAUACAAGCUUGCCUAUCGAUUCAGAUUUCAACGACAGACAAAUUGUCAACACAGAUAUGCGCACAAUGUGUUAAAAAUGUAAAUCAAUGGCACAGUUACAAAGAAACCUGUUUAAGUUCACAAGAGAAGUUGCAUCAAUGGCUGGAACGGCAGCAUAUGCAACAAAGUCCUAUGGUUGUAACCAUCAAGGAUGAACCUGUUGAUCUGGACUUUUAUGAAGACAACAUCGAAAUCAUUUCUGAAUCUACCACUGAUUCAAAUUUGGAAGUCACUAAUCUUGAAGAGAAUACGAAUCACUUAGAAGAUAGUGCUCAGAAAGUAACUGAUGGUGAUGAAGUAGCUGUAGAUGAAGAUCAACCAGUCUUGAUGAAAGACGUAAAUAUUUCUAUAAAACCUGAACUACAAGAUGAUUAUGAUACUGAUUGUACUAUAGAAAUAGAAUCGGUUACUGGUAAUGAACUUGUCGCAAAUCCUCUUGCAAGCUCAGAGGAGAGAAUCAUGGAAGCUGAUUCCACUCAGAAAUCCAAUGCAUCUGCCUCAGCAAACAAGAAAAAAGCCAGAAGAGGUCCUCAUACUCACUUUAGGGGUGCACGUAUUUUUAAACAGAAGUGUGUACAUUGUCAAAUUAAUUUGCAUUCUAAGCAUUCUUAUGCAAAGCAUAUGCAAAGAUUUCACACUGACAAACAGAAUGGCAGUGUCAAUAAACCGGAAUUAAAAGAUGAGGAAGAGCUUGUCGAAGAUCUGGAGGAUGAAUUAAUGAGUAUGGAAAAGGAUGCUCCGUUAACACAAGUGCAGCAAAAUAUUAUUGGACAAUUGAAGACAUUUUCAUGCUACUCCUGUCAACAAAGCUUCAGCGAUCGCAGAAGCACGCUUUUCCAUAUUCGUCAGCAUAUGCCCGACUUGAGACCACACACGUGUAUCGCGUGUUUGACAGAGUUCCCAGAUCGAUCAAUGUAUAAGUUACAUUGCGGAGCGUCGUUUGAAUGUGCAAUGAAAAUCGCCCUUGUUGUACCGAAACAAGGCGAAGAAAAAUACUUCACGUGUAAUAUGUGUUUACGUCCUAUGCAAAACAGGAAACAAUUGCUUAGCCAUUUGUCAAAACAUUCGGAUAAACAGUACGAACAACUGGUAUCCCCGACACGAUUUCCUCCUAAAUUGAAACCAGUGACUCCUCUUCCACCCUUGAAGCAAGAAUCACGAAAAAGAGCGUCCGAAGAAAAUUAUACUUUAAACAUACCCAAUCCUUAUAAAAAUGGCGAUCCUGCGCAUAAUCAUAUAUGUGACUUGUGUGGUAUGAUUUACAGAUAUAAGCCAAAUAUGCUGAGGCACAGGGAUUUAUGUCUACGUUUGUCAUCAGAUGUUAGGACAUCCUACAGAUGUGUUCACUGUGGCAUGACAUAUCUGGUAUUCAAAAAAUUCCAUUCUCAUAUUACACAGGAGCAUAAAAAGAAAGAUCUCAUAUGUUCUGAAUGUGGCAGCAAAUUCAAAUCUCCUAGUAAUUAUUUGGAACAUCGCGAGGGACAUCGUAUCAAUCGUGCGAAAAAACACUCUCUUGAUCCGAAAAGCGAUUUAACGAAGAUCCCGCAGAACAUUUCAAAUAAAGACUGGGACACAUUUGAGGCUGAAGUAAAUGCUAAAAAACUGUCCGACAGUAAUCAGUACAGCUGUGCUCUCUGCAAUUUGGAAUUUACUACCAGAGCCGAGUUAACAGAACACAGAAAUCUACAUCUAAAAGUGAAGAUUUAUUCUUGCGUCAUCUGUCGUAGCAUGUUCAGCAGCGCAGGUGCUUUGGAAAUUCACAUGAAGGAUCAUGGCAUAGAAGAUCCGAAUGAAAGAAAUGCAAACAGCUCCUGCUUAGAGUAUGGUACGGUGGAAGAAGAAUCAAAAGAUUCAAACUCAAUGAACGUAAGUGCCACUUCGGAUCCUGGUGAUAAGAAAAACGAGUGUAAUACGUGUGGCAAAAUAUUCUCAAAUAGCGCAAAUCUUAAAAGACAUAUAAGAAAUCUCCACAACGUUACCAGAGGCCACCUCAGCUGUUCCUACUGUUGGCGAACAUUCAAGAGCAAAGAAACACACGACCGGCACGUUACAAUCGAUCAUCUAAAAUCCUCAAAAUCCAUGCUUCGAUGUUCUCGAUGUCCAAAGACUUUCUUCUUCCAAGCCAAUCUGAAUCUUCAUUUUGAGACUACGCAUGCCGAGAAAUCAUUUCCAGUUGGCCACAAAUGCGAUAUUUGCGGUAAAACUUUCAUGGAAGAAACAUCUCUGAAAAUACACAGGAGCUGGCACAAUCGAGCAAACUCUAGACUGAGCUUGUACUUCAUGAAGAAAGAAGAUCCAAAACAGGAGGAACCUUUGAAUUCUAAUACAACCCGGCCAGCGAGAGCGCGAAAAUCUUACCCGAAUUCACCUUCAACAAAACCUAAUGGUAAUUUCCAAUGUCAAGUCUGCAGCGAAAAGUUCAAUGAUGUAACAGAACUGAGGACACACUUAUGGGACGUACACUGUGCACGCAGCAAAAAUGAGAAAAAUUUCCCUGAUGGCGAGUUCAAUUGUGAACUUUGCAUGAAUGUUUUCCCAGAUAAGGAAACGUUGGAUAUGCAUUUGCAAUGGCAUAAAGCUCAACCAAUUCUCAACGAUAUAACAAAAUCUGAUUACACGUGUGACAUUUGUGGGAAAUCAUACAGCUCGAAGAAGAUACUGUCCAGACACAAGAAGCUUCACAAAUCCACAAUUGCAGCUGCUGCGAAGUUGCAAUCAGCUGGCAAAAACUUAGCUAGCAGUCAAGCUUCAUGCACCGUUUGUCACAAGGUGUUUAACAAUAAUCGCUUGCUCCAGUGUCAUAGACUGAACGUGCAUUCAAACAUAUUCAACCAACAAUCUCAACAGGUACAAAACAACAAAAGAAGAUCAUCUCAGGAAGAGCCAAGAGCUAAAAGAAUAAAAUUAGAGCAAGAGGACAGGCAAACACCUUCUGCCAUGGAUGCUAUGAGCGCGGGAAAAAAAUCCGUCAUGUGCCACGUUUGUAGGAAAUUCUUCGCAAACAUGAGCGUGCUUUAUAAGCACAAACAGUUGGUACACAAAACUCAUGCGAAUCUGGUAAAAAAUUUCUCUAAAUCAUACCAAAUGGAAUGCAUACCGUUGCCCAGCAACGAUGGCAAAGUCUCUUGUAACGUUUGUUACAAAAAAUUCCCUGGCGUGUCGAAUUUGCGUCAGCACUUUACUGUAAAACACAAGAAUGCCCCUGUCAAGUAUGCUUGUACUGUAGAUGGAUGCAAACUCACAUUUCCUACACCGAUGAUCCUAAAGAACCACGAAAUGUCGCACACCAGCAUCAUCUUCAGUUGCAACUUAUGUAACAGGCAUGUGUUCAACAGGCCUGCGAUGUCGAAUCACAUACUGACGGUACACAACAUCGUCUACAACGCUGAGAACAGCAAAAACUUCCACAGAGAGCUGGAUUUGGGCAAAUACGUGGUAGAGGGUGCAGUAGAUGCUACCUGUCCUCAAUGCAAGAUCAAGUAUCCCAACAACAGGGCUAUGAAGAUUCACUACUUCAAGUAUCACGAGAACCCAAACGAAUAGAACCGUACAUAUUUAUCUAUCCAAAGCAGAGAUUUCAACGAAAUGUAUUAACUGUUUAAAACGCGAAUUGAAUGACGUACGAGUACUUGGUCCUACUGGCAGAGAAUCUCUUCAGAGAAUACUGCCUUAUAUGCAUUUUUUUCUUUUUUUUUUUUUUCCAUAUCAGAUUAUCCAGUUAUAAUAAUUGAACGGUCGUCGAAUGUCUAGCAAUAGCGUUUCUUUCGUUUCAGCACGAAUGAUUAAAAUACACAUUGGUCGAUUUUGUUUUUCUUUGGCUGCUGCAAGAAUUGGUUUGCUCGCUAUUUCAGUAUCAGGAAUACCAGAUUCGAUACAAUAUUCUGUAAAUAGGAACCUUUUGUUAUAGAAGAAUUAAGAUACUAUAUGGAGGAAAAAGUGAGUCUAUGUAUUUCUUCGUUCGAUGUUUUUACCUGAGUUACAGUCUUCCAGGAAUGAUUGUUCCUGAUGUCAAUUUUUUCGUGCUUGAGGUUGAUCAUUCAAAAAAAUAUAGCGCUUAUUGACGUGCUUGAGGUUGAUUAUUCAAAAAAAUAUAGCGCUUAUUACAAAUCGACUUGUCACAAAGCUAGAGGAUCAACGUGUCUGAAUGAAAAAAUUUGAUUGCAGUCGAUUCAGUUGAUUAUUGAUCAUUGCGUAUCUUUUGUUGACUCGCUGGGAUAUAAUUGCACUUCGUAAAUUUGAAUCGUGUCAAUCCAAAUGUAUUGCGUUUGACGAAGAAGAAGAAAAGAAAAAAUGGAAAAUACUGCAAGAUCUCUAUUGUACGAUUUACAAUGUUCUAUUUAUCUUCUUUCAAUUAUGGAGCAACAUCUAUUGUUUUUGUUGCAAUCUGAUCGAACACUUUUAUAUGGCUAAAUAUUGGAUUUUAUAUCAUGCAAACCAAGGAUUGACAUAUUUUCUAAUGGUGUGGCUACGGAGAGAAAGAUGGGUAGGACAAAUUAUGGGUUUGCAUGGGUAGACAAGAUGUCCAGGUCGAGCUUUGCACGUUUAUUUAUCUGAAAAAUACUGUUCAUCGAUGGUUUAGAUUCUGUUAUCAAUACGCAUAUAUACUUGUAUAUGCAAUGUAUAAUCUGUAGCGUUUUUGCAUAUUAGUGAACAAAUAAAAGGAAAACUUAAUAAGCAACCUC
Frieseomelitta varia is the source of this 4990-nucleotide messenger RNA. Its product is annotated as zinc finger protein 658B-like. Gene Ontology annotation, biological process: regulation of transcription by RNA polymerase II. Gene Ontology annotation, molecular function: zinc ion binding; chromatin insulator sequence binding. Lineage: Eukaryota; Metazoa; Arthropoda; Insecta; Hymenoptera; Apidae. Gene Ontology annotation, cellular component: chromosome; nucleus. The coding region runs from base 141 to 3851 and encodes 1236 amino acids. The record is from RefSeq and is a predicted model, not a curated record. The transcript has 4 exons.